This is a messenger RNA of Musa acuminata subsp. malaccensis (wild Malaysian banana), 856 nucleotides long. RefSeq names its product RING-H2 finger protein ATL39-like. Lineage: Eukaryota; Viridiplantae; Streptophyta; Magnoliopsida; Zingiberales; Musaceae. The record is from RefSeq and is a predicted model, not a curated record.
CAACAACCAGUUGAAGAUCGAAACCAACUUUGCGAAGGCUGAGCUCGACCUAUAUGUAUCUAUCCCUUUCCUUUCUAAUUCCUAAAUAUAAAGCACGAAUCAACGGAGAUUCCUAUGUGGAUUAGAAGAAGAAAGGGUUACCGUUCUUAUCGCACCGAGUCGAGUCAACUCUAUGUGGAAAGAUAGAAAUGCCUCCACGGAUGCCAUCACUCGCAGAUAAACAGCAAGGUGAGUUCUCCACGGCGAAGCGAUCCUUAUGGCAGACCAAACAGCCUGCUGCAAUCUGAAAGCCACCAUCGAGCUCAUCGGCCUCUCCUUCAGCGGCUUCGUCGUCCUCUUUGUAGUCUUCGUCUUCGUCCGGUACCGUCUCCUGCCUCAGCUUCCUCCCGCAGGCCCUGCCCAUGACCGACAACCCAAGGCUGGCCUCGAUCCCUCCGCCGUCGCCGCUCUCCCUUCCUUCGCCUAUCGCCAUGGUGACGGCGACGGCAAGGGCAAGUGGACGUCGCUGGACUGCGCCGUGUGCCUGAGCACGGUGGAGGAAGGGGAGACGCUGCGGAUGCUGCCGGCUUGCCAGCACACGUUUCAUUCGGAGUGCAUCGACCGGUGGCUGCUCUCCAGCUCCACGUGCCCGGUCUGCCGGACCGAGGCCGAAUCCAGCGAGAGGAGUGUUGCGACUUCGUCUGCCUCCUCAGCGACGACCAUCGGAGAGACGUCGUCAUCGUCGUCGUUUCCAGGGAUGUGGUCGGGAAGAAGGCCACUGCAAGGGGAUGGAAUUCGAGACUUGGAGAAUAAUCUGUAAACAUCUUGCAAUUAUUUCCUAUUUGUUGUUGCGUAUUGCAAAAAGAAGGAAAAUUAA